Messenger RNA from Scedosporium apiospermum, 1332 nucleotides. RefSeq lists its product as uncharacterized. Gene Ontology annotation, molecular function: oxidoreductase activity. The coding region runs from base 1 to 1332 and encodes 443 amino acids. NCBI's taxonomy places the organism in Eukaryota, Fungi, Ascomycota, Sordariomycetes, Microascales, Microascaceae. The transcript has 5 exons. The record is from RefSeq and is a predicted model, not a curated record.
AUGUGCGGUGACGACAAGUUCAUCAACACUUCCGCUAACACCCAAAACCCAUCCCAAGAACAAGAAGAAGCCAUGACUUCCAUCCUUUCCACCUCCAAUGCCGAGCAGUACUACUCCCAGGGACUGCGAGGGCGUUUCCAAGUCGACGCCCUCCGCAUCCCCACAAUCGCAAGCCCCUCUCAAAAGUUCGCAGACAUUGACUACGAAUUCACCGAGGAAGACUACCGAAAGCGCACCGAGGCUGUCCUCCGCGCCGGUGGUCUUGAAACCCAUCUCCCCGCUGGGUUUCCCCGUGCUGUGGAUGGCCCCAUGACUUGGUCCGGCGCCGAUUUUCCCAAUGAGGAUGCCUAUGUCGUUCAUCUUACCGAUGAAUGGAAGGCCGAGAUUAAAUCUGCCUUGGACCAUUUUCUCUCUCUCGGCCUUCCGAACACCGUGGUCGGCCCCGCUAAUUUCCCCCUUCCGACCCUCGGGCCCCGUCUCAUCCAAAUCCGCGACGAUAUCUACUAUGGUCGCGGUUUCUCUAUCCUCCGUGGCCUCGAUGUCGAUUCCUAUUCCAACGAAGACGGCAUCACUGUCUGCCUUGGCAUCACCUCGUAUGUUGCCCCGACUCGAGGCAAGCAGAAUCAACGAGGAGACAUGAUCAUGCAUGUCAUCAACACGGAUGAGGAUGAUGUCGUGGCUAAUAAGACGGUGGAAAAGCCCUUCCACACCGAUACCGUCUGUGACGUUCUUUGCUUGUUCACCAAGGCUUGCGCCUCUGUUGGUGGUAGGAGCGUCAUGGCGUCCGUGGGCAAAGUCUACAACGAAAUUGCAGCCACUCGCCCUGACAUCAUCCAUGCCCUCGUCAAGCCCGAUUGGCCCUUCGAUACUUAUGGUCGAAGCCCCGCCUACUACAAGCGUGCCCUCCUCUACCACCAAGACGAGAGGCUCCUCAUGAACUUCUCCCGCCGCCUGCUCACGGGCUCGGCUCCCCGCGAUCCCCGCAGUCCCGGGAUCCCCGGCCUCACCGAACGCCAGGCCGAGGCUCUCGACGCCGUGCACGCCAUCUCCCGCGCCCACGAGAUUCGCACGGUCAUGAUGAAGGGAGAUAUUCGCUUCCUGAACAACAUGGGCAUCGUACAUCGCCGCGAGUCCUUCGAGGACGGCGAGGGUUCUCGUCGUCAUCUCGUCAGACUGUGGCUGAACAACGAGGAGCACUGCUGGAAACUUCCGGCUCCCCUCCGCCUUGCAUGGGCUCGAGUCUUUGAGGAUGAGGAGAGGGAGACGCACUGGGCCUUCAGCCCCUUUGGGAAGGACGGCAAGUAUCUUAGGCCGACUGUUUCGUGUGAUUAA